Messenger RNA from Coregonus clupeaformis (lake whitefish), 1510 nucleotides. It is a transcript of the gene calhm3, whose product is annotated as calcium homeostasis modulator 3. Gene Ontology annotation, molecular function: monoatomic cation channel activity. The record is from RefSeq and is a predicted model, not a curated record. NCBI's taxonomy places the organism in Eukaryota, Metazoa, Chordata, Actinopteri, Salmoniformes, Salmonidae. The transcript has 4 exons. The coding region runs from base 159 to 1154 and encodes 331 amino acids.
GGGCAAAUCUUACUUGUUUUUAAAAAAUAAGGUGUUGGCGGUUACUUUUGUACAGUAUCUCUGUUCUAGUAUCUAUUUUGACAGUGUGUUAACCUAGUCUGACCACUUUACCGGAUCAUUGUCAUAUGUGUGCCUUAAGUUUUCGGUCUAACUAAACCAUGGACCGUCUGAAGUUAGUUCUGCAGUAUUUUCAGUCCAACUCCGAGUCCAUAUCAAAUGGAAUCUGUAUUGUACUGGCCCUGAUCAGUGUGAAGCUCUACACCAGCUUUGACUUCAACUGCCCCUGUAUUCCACAAUACAACAAACUCUACGCACUGGGGGUGAUGUUUGUCCCACCUUUAAUAUUCUUCUUCCUGGGAAUCUUGGUCAAUCGACACACAGGAGUCAUGAUGGAAGAAUGGUUGAGACCCAUUGGGAAGAGAAGCAAAAAUCCUGCCAUUGUCAAGUACAUGUUCUCUGCCAUGAUGCAGAGGGCUCUACUGGCGCCCAUGGUGUGGAUUCUGGUCACUCUGCUGGAUGGGAAGAUCUUCAUCUGCGCUUUCAGCAUGAGUGUAGACCCCAAGCCUUUCUCAGGCAUGCCCAACAACACUGGCCUGGACCUGAUCAAGCUCAUGGCCAAGGUGCCCUGCAAGGAGGACAUGAUCUUUAGGAACAGCACAUUUCGUAAAGCUGUUUCACGCUACGUGCGCUGCUACUCCCAAGCGAUUGGCUGGUCUAUCCUCCUCUUCUUCAUUCUCUUGGGUGCACUGGGCCGUCUCAUCAAGCCCUGUUUCGACGACCAUGCCACCAACCUCCAGACACGCUACUGGAGCAACUACCUUGACAUCGAGCAGAAGCUCUUCGAUGAGACAUGCGUGCUGCACUGCCGCGAUUUUGCCCGCAAGUGCGUGGUGCAGUUCUUCGAGGGCAUGCGGGAUGACACAGUACUCAGACUGCCUCUCUCACCCGAAGUCAGGUACAGGGGGGAAGAAGACAUGGUGGAUGAAGAGGAGGAAAGACUCCAUGGGAUCACCAAGCAGGAACAGAUGGAUCAACUGCUUCAAACAUGGUUCCAGUGUAGGCCUGAGCUGGAUGUCACUAGAAUGGCCUACAGACCUAGGGUGUGUGUCACCUGGGAGGACCACAAUGGACAAACCCUCUACUCGGAUGUUUAGGUGUGUGUGUGUGUGUGUGUGUGUGUGUGUGUGUGUGUGUGUGUGUGCAAUAGUAUAAAUAGCUAUAAGCUACAAACAAUACAUUCAACAUGAUUAUGUCGAAAAUCCUAUUAGAGAGUGGACCUUAGAAACCUUGUUCCUCUGAAUAUUUGAAUAUGCUGGGAUUUAGACUGGCAAGUUUUGCAUAGUUCAUUUACAUAUCCCAUGAAUACAAGACAUGCAAAUUACAGAUGGCCGACAAAUAGUCCCUAGUGGUGCCUGAUUCAUCUAAUCCCAACAAAUAAGUAAUUCUAUGUAAUUAUAAUUUUACCGUAUAUAUUUGAGUUAAUCCCUGGUAAUGUCUGUACCAUAACAUA